AUGAGAGCUUCACUGUUGAAGCUUGAUCUGGCUUUCUUGCGGCCGUUGAUUUCGUUUGUGGCUGCUGUGGUGCGAAUUGGGUUUGAGCAUGAGGAAAAAGGUGAUUUUGCAACCUCACCAAAGCAUUUCAGAGUUGCUUGGGUGAAGCUGAUGACUUUGUGCAUUGCAGGACUACAACAAAAUGGUGCAACUACAUCUAUUCGUGACUGUUUGUGCGUGAAUAAAGGCUUGCCAUUGCCCUUGGUGCUGAUGUGGGACAGAGCCAGUGUAUAUGUACAGAAGUUGCGAAUGUUGACCGACGUUACAAGAAAAAACGAAGUAGGGUUCUGCGUUUGGACUAGCAAAGAGUUCCACCAGUACCAGGUUGUUGGGAGGAAGCUCCCUACGGCAUCUAUUGAGCACCCUAAGAUUUACCGAAUGAAGCUCUGGGCCACCAAUGAGGUUCGCACCAAGUCCAAAUUCUGGUAUUUCCUUAGGAAGCUGAAGAAGGUCAAGAAGAGCAAUGGCCAAGUGCUUGCCAUUAAUGAGGUCCUCUUGGCUUCCCUUGAUGCUAUCAAGUUAAAACCCCUGCAAAGGACAAGAAAGAACAGAAGCCACCUCUAUAGCAAAGCCAUCAAGAGAAAGAUCCCCUUCCAACAUACAUCAAGGCAGAAAAUCCCCUUCCACCACCCAGUAGCAUAUAUAUGGGAGAUGUUGUCAAACAAUUUGGCAAAGUUUGUAGUGAUACAAUAUAACCAGAUACACUGCCACUUUAGCAUCAAUGAUGACAGUUAA
Molecule: messenger RNA, 774 nt
Organism: Prunus armeniaca (apricot)
Lineage: Eukaryota; Viridiplantae; Streptophyta; Magnoliopsida; Rosales; Rosaceae
Source: the annotation of a GenBank genome assembly